GCAAGGGACAAUUGGGGAAAUGGAUCGGUUACAAUUGAUAGAAUUAAUUAGGGUUUAAGCGAACCCCAAUUCAGCUGGAUUUCAACAAAGUGCAUCACUCUGCUUCAGUCCCCAAUUCCAGUAGCAAUGGUUGCUGCAGUUCCGUCUACACUCAUUUCAUGCUUUAUUUUGCUUUCAUGUUCAUUAUUUGCAUCCCUUGGGUCCGCUUCUGAGUUCUUCUUAGUUGUUUCUAACUCAACAACAUUGCAACUAUCCCCAAGCUUGUUGGUGGAAAAAUCUCCAGGAUCCAAACCUGGAACUACAGUGAAAUGUGAGAGGGUUUCAAUUCAUGGUUUGCCACGAAUUAAACAUUUAAGCAAAUUUGCCAAUUCGUUGAAGGUAGAGGUUUCAUGUGUAAACAAAAGUGGUUGCCCACCUUAUAUCCAGAUCUGUUUCCACAGAAAUUCUUCUCUUGGGAUUGGGAUGUGCCCCCACGAUCAAUGGGAAAGGCUUUCCAAAGGAUUAUGUGUUAAAUCAAUGUCUCCGUUUGACCACAAAAUCUUGGACAUAAGGAUGGUGGCAUCUUAUUCAGAGGUUCUUCAAAUAUCCCUUCAUGAAGAAUUUUAUAUGUACAGGAUAUUAUUCCUGGUUAUGGGCAUUGUGUUGAUGAGUCUGGCUUCCUGUCUCAGCAAAUCUUUAGCUUUUUACUAUAGCAGUGCAAUGCUUGUCGGGGUUUUGCUUGUGGUAUUAAUAAUACUUUUCCAGGGAAUGAAGCUUCUCCCAACUGGCCGGAAGAGUUCAUUUGCUAUAUUCCUGUACUCAUUUUUCGUGGGCUUGGGAUCCUUUCUCCUACGAUAUGUGCCAAGGUUGUUGCAAUCACUACUUGUUGAGAUUGGGCUUUCUGAAGACAUGUACAAUCCUGUUGCAAUAUUUCUGUUGGUAUUCCUCGCAAUAUUCGGAGCUUGGCUUGGCUUUUGGGCUGUGCGCAAACUUGUUCUGUCCACAGAUGGAUCUAUCGAUACUGGUGUAUCUCACUUUGUCACUUGGUCAAUCCGGAUCGUUGGAUCUGUGAUGAUUCUUCAGAGUUCAACAGAUCCUUUGUUGGCCGCCGAGGCUUUCGUAGGUGGCAUUAUUAUUUCUUUAGUUUUGAGUAAGUUUGGCCAUUCAAAAAUAGCUUGCCGUAUCUACAGAAAAAUGUCUAGAUUGAACAAGACAAAUUUCAGAGAAUCUCAUAGUCCCUACACAUCUCCAGCCACCAAGUCGACUUUCUCCCGACCCUCAAACAGAUCUCCAUAUACUCCUAUACAAAGUGCAUCAAGCAAAUCGCCCAAAAGGUUGUCGAAUUCAGAGACAUUCUAUUCGACCUUCCACAGCACGCCGAACAGAAAAAAAAUCACAAAGGACGAAUGGGACUCUUUCACUAAGGAGACCACACGCAGCGCCCUGGAAGAUCUAAUCGCUUCGCCCGAUUUCAACAAGUGGGCUGUCUCCCAUGCCGACCGGAUAACCUUAGCCCCGAAGAAUGGACCUGCUGACAAGUCAGGUAGAUGGUUUCACUGGUUUUGAAGAUCAUCCUUGCUUCCUAACCCAACCCCAGUUCAAAUCAUGAUCUGUAGAUUUCUGUAUGGUUAGUUGAUGUUAGUUUAGGAAUUAGGACCAACUUAUUCUAUUAUUUUGAUGUAUGAAAAAUAACAGCGGUGAUGAACUGGAGCAGACAUUGUUGCAUUACAUGACUGUUGUAGUAAGAAUUGACAAGAGGGGUUAAAUUUACAAGU
Andrographis paniculata is the source of this 1754-nucleotide messenger RNA. RefSeq lists its product as uncharacterized. Lineage: Eukaryota; Viridiplantae; Streptophyta; Magnoliopsida; Lamiales; Acanthaceae. The record is from RefSeq and is a predicted model, not a curated record. The transcript has 10 exons. The coding region runs from base 127 to 1545 and encodes 472 amino acids.